This is a messenger RNA of Arctia plantaginis, 204 nucleotides long. The record is from the annotation of a GenBank genome assembly. Lineage: Eukaryota; Metazoa; Arthropoda; Insecta; Lepidoptera; Erebidae.
AUGGAACUGAAACGCACGUUCUCGACCAGCCGGUUGCUUAAUUUGGCAUUGGUAUCGAGAAACUCGUUAGAAGUGGUAGUUUUUACAUCGAUCCGCGAAAAAGUUUCUAUUGAAGUGGACGAACGGAGCAUUCCAUCGCGCUCCGGCGGCCAAAGGCUGCGCAACCAGUCCGUGCUGGCAGACAAGCUGGCGGUAAUUUCUUAG